UACAGGUUUACUAGCACCUGUCGGUACUCCACUACACUAGUUUUCUAUUACAUCGUAUUAAUUUUUAAACGACGAAUCGGUUAAUUAUGUACCCUAAGUAAAACUAGACUCGGAUAACAAUAUUUACGCCAAUCUAGCCAUGUUUAUUCCUUAAAGGUACAAUAUCCGCCACUCCUCUCGAGAGCUAUAGAGCGGAUGAGACAACCGCAAUGGUACAUGUCUUAGUUUUGGUGAAAUGAACGUCAAAAGGGUCAAGACUUUGCUUGGGGAAACAUGAACCGUGUUUAUGCCCGGCCUGGAAGAGCAUUUGUGAUGUUAGUUCUAUCACUUUUGAUCUUCAUGGCAACUGUACCUGUGGGAAAUGGUUUCUACGGCAGGAAGAAAGCUUAUUUGAAGACAAUUCAACCAAGAAGGGGAACUUUCAAAUGGGUUAGAUGGUCGGGCAGUGGCGACCACCAAGAGAACCAAAGUCCUUCAGAUAACACAAAUAUUAAACGCGUUAAGGUGACAAACGGCUUCCCGAUUACAGUAGGUUUUAGGCGAAAAAGGGAAUAUACACUGACUGACUCUGGUAGUUCAAGGUCAAAGCAGGGAAAAGGUAAGACAGAUUUUAUUUGGAGGAGGAAUAAAUUGCCCUUUGCAAGAAGGCAGUUUUGGAGUUAUUACCGAGACUCGGAUCCAUGGUAUGACACAAAGCUUUACAGAAAACAGAUAAAACAGAUUUCCAACAAUGAACCUGUAGUAGAUGAUGAGCCCUACAUUGUUCUUCCUCCCGAUAACACGAUCAACAGCAAGCAUGAAGCUUUUUUAUUGGAUGAGGAGGGUGCAACUUCAACUGCAGCGCCGACAUUUAAACCAACAGCUGCACCUACAACACCACCACCGCCACCACCUACAACAACACCAACAACGCCGGUAACAACACCAACUACAAUCCCUCCGAUAACAACCCCGCUUCUGACAACCCCGCUGACCACACCAUUAACCACCCCAUUGCCGCCUACUACCAAACCGACAGAGAAGCAGGUCAUAGCUAUCCAGGCUGCGACUCCGUUUAAAAGAGCGCCGCCAACUGGCGCGGCUAACAUUAAUCUGAACCUGGAGAUUGGAGAAAAUGGGGAAAUUGGUCAGGCUGAGCAGCACGAAAGUGUUCCAAUAACACCAACAGCGCCAAGCUUUUACCCUCUCACUUUGCCAUCUCAAGAGGAAUCUGAAACGCAGCCCACUCCACAGAUAAUAUUAGCACCAGUGCCAGCGGCACCGGAAACGCCUCAGCAACCUCAGAUAAUAAUGCCACAGUCUGCUCAGCCACCACCCCCAAUACAAUACGCCUACGCACCCCCACCACCACCACCACAAUAUGUUAUCGCACCUCCACCGCCAGCACCACCACCUCCAACAUACGUUAUUGCACCCCAGCCACAACAAGCCCAGACCGCCAUGAUGUAUCAACAACCUGGAAAUCAAUACCCACCUGCUCCCGCGGCCGCUCCUCAAAUGUAUCUAGAACAAGCGUCACCUCCCCGAACUAUAAUAGCCGCCCCUUCGCCUCUAGUCGGUCCACCAAAUUUGGCCCCUCCCCCAGGGCAAGUUACUGUUGCCGCAUCGCCACCAGCUGCAAUAACAGUGUCUUCAAUCCCUCCAUCACCCACGGGAGACCUUAACAACAUGUUAAUGUCUAGCCCCGUGCCAGGAUUAUCUCCUUUAUCGCCAAUGUCCUCCCUUCUCUGGAAUAGAUUUGUGCCUCAAGGAGGUUCCAUGUACCCUAUGGGAAUGGGAGGUCUCCAGUCACCAAUGCUCCAGAAUAUGAAUUCACCGUGGCCUCAAUAUGCUUCACCAUUGGCCCAGCUGUCUCAGCAGUACCCAUCUCCUCUGAUGUUUUCAUCGCCGUUUUCCUUACCUGGGGUCCAACAGUUUCCUCAAGCCACAGGAGGGUAUGAUCCCCUUCUUUACAAUGGCAUUACCACCUUGUUUGCAAAUGCCAUUCGUUCUUCGAUGACUCAGUCACAGCCAAAUGCUCUUGCGUCGGCAUUGUCUCUUGCCGCGAAUCAAGCUCAAGCACGCAGUCAACCACCUGACCUGCUAACGGCUGCUUUGAUACAAGCUUUGUCUCAGAACAUGCAGCAAGGCAUUCAACCAAUCAGCAAUGCAAGAUUAGUGCAAGCAUUAUCGCAGGCAUUGUCUCAAGCCCAACCUGGUACCUUGCCCAAGCCUAAUCCUGCCCCUCCUCCUGUCUCUACCAAUGCCGCACCACGGCCAUCACUGCAACAGCCACUUUCCAUCCAACGCCCUCUUGGGCAGCCAUUACAAGUGGUUCCCCCCGUCACAGGACAAGAUGCACCUGCCCGAGACUCAAGGUCCAACAGUAGUAACAACGAGUACUCCGUAAACAUGGUUGGAAAGGCUUUAGCCAAUGCCCUAAUCAAAGCAGCUAGGAAAGUUGCCACUCUAGAACCGCGUGUAGCUUCGCGGAGACGCAAAGGAUCCCGUUACAGACAUCACAAUCGUGAUCAUGAUAAUUACCAUUAUCGUGUACGGUCUUUUGUUCCAUUACUGUACACGCAUUUGCCAGUUUUGAAUCACCAAAGACUCGGCCGUAAUACUGUCGCAAAAUGGACAGGUGAAAAUAUGAACAAAUAUUUUGCUAUGUUCCGUUCAUUCUGGAGACGGAUUUCAUCUCCUUGUCGCUCAAGAGCUUGCUAUAUGUGUUAGCAACGUCAUGACUAACAUUCGGUAGUAGUAUCGCACAAAAUGUAAAAUAUUUCUUUUUUUGUAGUAUUCGCAUAUUUAAAGAGCAAAGUCCAACCACCGUCUGGAAAAAGCAUCCAAAAUGGUCUUAGUUUGCAUAUAUAGGACCGACUAUGGCUCACUUUUUGUUUAAGUCGUACUUUUACGUAGAUCGUUGAAAUUAAGCUAGUUACACUAGAGAUCAACGUCUCGACAUAAAAUAGUUUAAGGACAAAGCGAGCACUUCACGCCCCACUGUGCCUCUCGUAACUCAAGUCUAGGAAUUUGUUUCUGCAAGAGAGGACGAACAUUGGCCCAGGUAACCCCUGUCAACUUUUGUUUUGUUUUUUUUUUGUUUGGAGAAGAUACCCAUUUCUUCUUCGGAGGAUAUUAGCAAGUACAUCGUGUGAUUGUUUUAUUGGAGGACGAAAAUGCGUCAGUGAAGAGCUGCCGUUUUAGCUGGCUGUAAACGUAAGCGACGUUACAAAAAGAUGCUAAACAUUCCUCAAAAUUUGGCUCAAGAGUUUCUCAAUAGUCCUUCACGAUUAUUUUUUCAUUUGCAUUACAAUAUAAAUUAAUUCGAAGUGGAUAUGAGGACAUUUCAGGUAGAAACUACAAAAUUACACGACAUGUCCUCACUAACAUGGUGGAUUGUAUUUUAAUGCAAAAGAGAAACGUUAGCGUUAACCGGCUAGCUAUUAAACUGAUCCAGAAAGAAGUA
This is a messenger RNA of Orbicella faveolata, 3448 nucleotides long. RefSeq lists its product as uncharacterized. Lineage: Eukaryota; Metazoa; Cnidaria; Anthozoa; Scleractinia; Merulinidae. The record is from RefSeq and is a predicted model, not a curated record.